GUCCAGAUGUGAAGUUGCUCCAGAGGUGACGUGUGUCGUCCUUUAUUUGGACUGAAUCUACUGAUAUUUGCAUCACUCAUGUGAAUGAGUGACAAGUGUCUAAAUCUAAAAGUCGCCUGCUGCACAUUAGUUCAUCGUAAAAUAUUCACACAGUCUCUGGUCGACGGGGGAAAGUCGGUGCUGAUGGAUAUUUUCUCUACAUGCAACUAGCACAUGACGACAGAGGAGACGUGUCACUGAGGGGAAGUGAUCAACAGGAAGUAAACGCCACAUUGCACUUUUUACUAAGAACCGAGAAGCAGAAAAGAGAAAGAAGAAGAAUGGAUGAAAUCAAACGGAUUAAAAUGUCUUUACAUCUGCUACUGGUGCUGAUUCCGUUUACAGUGCUCGCUGCCCAAGAUUCCUUCAUCAUCGUCAGAGCUGGAGCUGAAGUCACUUUGCCUUGUGACAAUGUGAGAGAUGAUCAUGUGAACUGUGGAGCUACUUCCUGGUUCUUCAGUGAUUCAAAGUGGACUAGAUCAAUAGACCUGUUUGUAAACAGGCAGCUCAACACAUCUCUGAUUUCCAAAUCUAAAGCAGACAGACUACGUCUUGCUGCAAACUGUUCUCUGGUUAUUAGGGAGGUCACAGCUGAAGAUGCUGGUCAAUACAACUGCAUACAGUCUGACCUGACAACACAACCAUAUAAAGAUCAUGUGGUUUUUAUCUCUGUUGUCAACGUGACUGAGCAGAAGAGAACUGAUGAGGUGACGUUGAGCUGCUCUGUGUCGACAUAUAGAAGGUGUGGACUCACAGUGAAGUGGCUGUAUAUGAAUAAAGAUGUGAGUGAAGACAACACUGAACUGAAGACAUCACAGUCUUCCUGCUCGGCCAAUGUGAGCUUCAAUAAAUCCCAUUCUGUUUACAAGAUGAAGAACUAUAGCUCAUUAACAUGUAAAGUGAGGGAUCGUUACAAAGAGGAAAAGUUUGCCUUCAUUCCUCCGUCAUCAGAAGGAAAGAAGAAACCAGCUCCAGGAACAGAUUGGUGGUGGUACAUUCGUCUGGUUGUGGGUUUUGCCACAAUCGUAAUAAUGGUUGUGAUUCUCAUCAGAUGGAGAAGAAACAAGUUCCAGGGUGGUGAUGAUGCAGUGACCUUCAGCACUGUGGAAGCUCACUCCUCUUCUACUGGACCCUCAGCUGAUCCCAGCAGCCUCUAUGCCAACGUCACAAUCAUACAAUAGUAGAGUUACAUUUGACAUCGAUAUAUU
Messenger RNA from Hippoglossus stenolepis (Pacific halibut), 1247 nucleotides. RefSeq lists its product as uncharacterized. Gene Ontology annotation, biological process: T cell activation; positive regulation of ERK1 and ERK2 cascade; interleukin-15-mediated signaling pathway. Gene Ontology annotation, molecular function: MHC class II protein binding; protein tyrosine kinase binding. The transcript is spliced from 6 exons. Lineage: Eukaryota; Metazoa; Chordata; Actinopteri; Pleuronectiformes; Pleuronectidae. The record is from RefSeq and is a predicted model, not a curated record. Gene Ontology annotation, cellular component: external side of plasma membrane; membrane raft. Bases 201 to 1220 code for a protein of 339 amino acids.